Messenger RNA from Pantherophis guttatus, 3601 nucleotides. RefSeq names its product SH2 domain containing 3C (gene SH2D3C). Lineage: Eukaryota; Metazoa; Chordata; Lepidosauria; Squamata; Colubridae. Gene Ontology annotation, biological process: positive regulation of peptidyl-serine phosphorylation; small GTPase-mediated signal transduction. Gene Ontology annotation, molecular function: phosphotyrosine residue binding; guanyl-nucleotide exchange factor activity. The record is from RefSeq and is a predicted model, not a curated record.
CGGAGGGGGGCAGCCGGUCUGGUGAAGCGUUGAGAAGAUUCCCCACUUCUUCCUCCUCCUCCUCCUCCUCCCCUCUGGGGUGCAACCAGGCAGGAGAGAAGCGAUGGCCGAGGUGGGGAUGCAAUGUCCCAACCUGGAUUCCAUCAGGCAUCCUGACGGAUUAGGAUCUUCGAGCGAAUAUGUUAAGUUCUCCAAGGAGAAGUACAUCCUCGACUCCUCGCCGGAGAAGCUUCACAAGGAGUUGGAAGAAGAGCUGAAGCUCAGCAGCUCCGACCUAAGGAGUCACGCCUGGUAUCAUGGCCGCAUCCCCCGGGAGGUGUCGGAAAGCCUAGUGCAAAGGAACGGGGAUUUUUUGAUCCGCGACUCGCUCACCAGCCUGGGUGAUUACGUGCUGACUUGCCGCUGGCGGAACGAACCCCUCCACUUCAAGAUCAACAAGGUGAUGGUGAAAUCCGGCGAAGGGCGCACUCACAUCCAGUACCUCUUCGAGCAGGAGAGCUUCGACAACGUCCCGGCCUUGGUGCGCUUCUACGUAGGGAACCGUAAGCCCAUUUCGGAACAGAGCAAUGCCAUCUUCUACUGCCCCAUCAACCGCACCUUCCCGCUGCGCUACCUGGAGGCCAGCUACGGACUCGCCAAUGGGAAGCACAGCAGCUCCCAUAGCCACUCGGGACACAAAGGCGGGCACAUCAAAAGGAGGAGCAUCACCAUGACGGACGGGCUGACCGCCGACAAGAUCACAAGGAGCGAUGGGUGUCCCACCAGUGUCUCCUUGCCGCAUCACCGGGACAUCAUCCGGAACUGCGCCGUCAGCGUGGAUCAAAUUCAAGACCUCCACUCCCCGAUGUCGCCCAUCGCCGAGACCCCAGCCACUCCAGCUUAUAGCACUGUUACUCAUCUCAAACCACAAGCGAGCCAAGCUGGCAACGGUGCCACCCCGUCGUCCCCGGUCAUCCGACGCUCUAGCGAGCCGCAGCUAUGCCAGGGGAACGGCAGUAAGAGCGAGCUGUCGGACAGCCCCCACUCGACCCCUUCCCACGGAUGCUCCAGGGCAUCCCCUUCUCCAUCUGCCAGCAGUUACAGCGACCCAGAUUCCGGACAUUACUGCCAGCUUCACCCGCCUUCUCCAGUCCAGUGGGACAGGCCAACACCCGACAACAAAGUAAUGCCAACCAAGAGCUACGUGGAGAGGCUAAAGGGAGACGAAUGCCAGCGAGGGUUUGUCCUGAACGGCUCGGAAGGAGAAGCAGGGUCCAGAAAGAGGCUGGAGCAGGACAUGGCGGGUUUUGUGAUCCCGGUGGUGGAAAGGACAUCCUCGUUCAACCCCGCCCUGUUCCACUCCUUGCUUAUUCCGGGAGAAAACAAGCCUUUGGAAAUGAUGGUGCUGAAGAAGAUCAAGGAACUGCUCGCCGAAGGGGACGCGAGGACUCUCGCCAAGCAUAUCACCCACGUGGAUUGCCUGGUUGCUAGGAUACUAGGGGUUACCAAGGAGAUGCAGAGGCUCAUGGGAGUCAGCUCAGGGAUGGAGCUGCUCACCCUGCCCCACGGACAUCAACUUCGGCUGGAUUUGUUGGAAAGGUUCCACACCAUGACCAUCAUGAUCGCGGUGGAUAUUUUGGGGUGCACCGGCAGCAUGGAGGAGCGGGCCUCUCUUCUGCACAAGACCAUUCAGCUGGCGGCCGAGCUGAAGAGCACCAUGGGCAAUAUGUACAGUUUCGCCGCCGUGAUGAACGCGCUGGAAAUGACCCAGAUCUCCCGCCUGGAGCAAACCUGGAUGGUUUUACGCCAGCGUUACACAGAAGGUGCCAUUCUGUACGAGAAGAAGCUGAAGCCAUUUUUAAAGAGCCUCAACGAAGGAAAAGAAGGAUCACCUUUAUCUAACACCACCUUCCCACACAUUGUGCCUCUCAUCACUCUACUGGAAAGAGACACGGUGCUGCCAGACCACCCUGAACCCUGGGAGAACCUGGAUAACAGCGUGGAGAUAGUUAUGGCCCAUCUGGAAGCAGCGCGCACCGUGGCUCACCACGGGGGACUCUACCACACCAACGCGGAGGUGAAGCUGCAAGGGUUCCAACCACAAGCAGAACUUUUGGAAGUCUUUAGCACCGAAUUUCAGCUCCGGCUCUUAUGGGGGAGUCGGGGGGCCGAAAGCAGCCAGAGCGAGCGCUACGAGAAGUUUAACAAGGUUCUCACCGCUCUGUCCCACAAAUUGGAGCCAGCAGUGCGUUCGAGCGAGCUGUAGCUGGACAACGACGGGAGGGGGGGAGAUUGCAAUCAAUGCGCCUGCAGCUUGCUUUCUGGCAACUGGGGGGGUGCCUCAAGCAAUGGGACUGUUUGACCGAAAGGGAAGCAGCUGAGCCCCCCACCCACACCCCAAAAGGGCCUUUCCAGCAUGAAAUACUGACAAUCACCGGGUUGACUUUGUUCCUGCAAAACUUGACAACGACCGAGUUCCUCCAGGAGAGACCAUGGCUAACCUUGCAAACCAGGGACAACAAUGCACUGAUCAAGCAUGUUAGAUACUGCAUCAACCAUGCAGAUUCGUAUUGAAGAUUUGCAGUGGGGUUCACGAAAGAGGCAAAACUUCUGAGUUAAAAUUCAGUACAGAUUCAUAGCCAAGUUUCAUGCCCGGGUUUGGUGCCGCACGGUGGGGUUUGAAACAGUGGUGAAAUCCAAAUUUUCUUACUACCAGUUCUGUGGGCGUGGCUUGGUGGGCGUGGCAGGGGAAGGAUAUUGCAAAAUCUCCAUUCCCACCCCACUCUGAAGCCAGCCAGAGGUGGUAUUUGCUGGUUCUCUGAACUACUCUAAAUUUCCGCUACCGGUUCUCCAGAACCUGUCGGAACCUGCUGGAUUUCACCCCUGGUUUGAAACCAAAAGUGCAGGAAUCUUCUCCCUGGCUCAUCCCAUUACUUUGAGGUUCCCCUGUUCUCUUCUCCAUCACCAUGGAGUAGAGCAGUUUACACCAGCUUUGAGGGUUCAGGGGGGGAGCUGAUCAGGGUUGUUUAGUUCCCCCAAAACCUCAGAAGGACCUGGGUGACAAGGCACACCCACAAACAGUAAAACAACUCCAAAAUUUAGCUUUUCUAUUUUCAUGGGCAUCUCUGAUCAUCACCAACAUUCAUUCUACACCCAACUUAAUCCAUCAACCAUAAACCACCCAACGAAGCCCCAUGACAAGAUAGAUAGUAAAUAAAUUUAAUAAUACAUUUUUAAAAAUCAGGUAAAGUUAGGCCACUGCCAUCUUCCUUUCCAGAUACCCAAAGCCUCCAAUUUCAGGCCUUUCAUUGAUGCCAAGUAACAUUCCUUUAUUUUCUUUCUUUCCUUUCCUUCUCUUUUCCUUCCUUUCUUUUCUUUCUUUUUUUUUUGCUUCCCUUCAUUUUGAUGCAGGGAAUGAGGGUUGUUUUGUAAAUUUAAAAAAAAAAUCCAUAUGGGGUGUAUAUGUACGUAUAAAUAUAUAUAUAUACAUAUGUAUUCAGAUCUCAUGUGUAAAUAAUUGACAUUGUUCUUUUGGGUCUUGUAAAUGAAUGUACAGAUACAAUGAAGUGUGUUUCCUCAAUUCUUGCAUACAAUAAACUUUUAUGCUUUUUUUCUUCAAAAA